This is a messenger RNA of Rhizophagus irregularis DAOM 181602=DAOM 197198, 4160 nucleotides long. RefSeq lists its product as uncharacterized. Lineage: Eukaryota; Fungi; Glomeromycota; Glomeromycetes; Glomerales; Glomeraceae. The record is from RefSeq and is a predicted model, not a curated record.
AACGUAAUUAACGAUAUGCACUAAACCUGAAAGUGACCACAGACUCACAUUACAGUACAGCUUGAGCUUUCAUUUAGCAGGAAGUAGCUGGUCAUCUUUACCAGCUCCACAACGUCCUUUACAAAAAAAGAAAUACAGAGUAUCUAUACUCAAAUCAAACAACAGAUUUCCGAUUCGAGUACGAUGGCAGAAUCUACAAGAAAAAACUUGAAUACGGGUUCAAAAAGGACAUCAGAAAGGUAUAGUACUGGGCCUGGACCGAGAUCGACCACUCUUCGUCCGGCUACCUUAAAAAAACCAAGACCACGAAGACCUUCUUUUCAGGGCGAUCAAGUAACUCCUGAUAUGCGACCUGUCUUACAUCUUUUUGAUAUUUUUUCACGGAAAAUAUAUAUGGAAGGUUAUUUGUGUAAGCAAGAUAUCAUUAAUAACCAAGGUAGCACUAAUUCGAGCGAUGACUGGAUAGAAUAUUACGUGGAAUUGUGUGGUCCUGUUCUAAGUUUUUGGAAGAUAGCGAAUAAUCACGACUCUGAAACACCAGAAGUAUCCCAGGCUCCUCUUAUAUUAAAUUUACCUAAUUGUUUAGUAGAUCUAUCUAUUCUAGAAGAUAAUAAUGUAUCCCAACGUAUGCACGUGUUUUUUCUUUAUUUAAUUCAAGGUGAAAAAUUAUAUUUACAAGCUUCAGAUAAUAAUACUUUAAAUUUAUGGGUCAAUGCAAUCCGUUUAUCAUGUUUUGAAAGAUCAAGAUUACAGGAAGUUUUCACAGCAACAUUAAUUAAACGUCCUGGAUUGAAAGAUUUUGGUAAUGGAUCUGUGUUAGUAAAGGGUAAACUGGAAGGUAAUCUUCAAGUGCAAUUUGCUGGUAACUUUGAACCUAAAACUUAUUGGGUUGUUGUAGCGGAUCAUCGCGUUGAAGAUAAAAAGAAAAAAGAUUUGUCAUUUACUAGAGGACAAGCUUUGUUUUAUGAAUCAAAAAAAUCAAAAAAACCAUUCAUGACUUUAGCAAAUGUUCUUCAAACUUACGCGAUUUAUCCUGAAGAUCCCGCUAUCAUAGAUAAAACGGCCACUUUCUGUGUUGAAGGUACUUUAUUUCCUACAAAGCCGACUGAAAAUAAACCUGGUGAUUUUGUUAUUUUGACAACUGAUUCACUUAAUGAAAUGUCAAAAUGGCUUUUUGGUUUUUUUGAUAGUUUCAAAUUAUAUGGUAGACCAAAAGAAUUAUUAUAUGAUUUUAAAAAUCCAGUAUCACCAUUUUUUGCCGUGCCAACUGGUAGAAGUAAUACUAAAUUAUUUUUAGAUCUUCCCGAAGUAAAACAUAUUGAAAUACGUGAAUCGUUAGCGGAUGUAAAAGCUGCAUUCGCUGAAAUUUUACGUCAAUCUUAUAAUUUACAACAACAAUUACAUGAUAAUUCUCAACAACCACCUCCAAAUGUAAAUCAAAAAUCCUCAAGGAAAACAAGUGCACAUAAUCUUCCUCAGAUUGUGACCGAUGGUUUAUCGGAUAAUUAUGAUCGCCAAAGGACCUUUUCAAAUGAAUCUAAUUCUUCAACACCUAGUUCAAAUUCUCCGUCUACAUUGAAACCUAUAAAUCAAACUUCACGUCCUAAUUCCAUGGUAUCCCUGACCGGAGGUUCUCAAAGGAGUCCAAUUUCGAUUACCCCCAUAUCACCACAUUCACCUACAACUACUAAUAAUACCAACCGUUCAAAUUCAUCGUCGUCUCAAGUUACUCAAUCGAACAAACGAAGAGGUAAAAGAGCUAAACAAUUGGCCAGUAGCGAUGAAUCGGAAGAUCAGCAAGGAGAUUCACAGAGUGAAAGCGGGAAAUCUGAUGAUGAUGAUGUUGAUGAUGAUGAUGACGAAAACGAUGACCCAACACUCUUAAAAAAUACACAGGAAAAUGCGAAAAUUACCGCAGAAAUUGAAGCAGAAUUAUUAAAGGCUAAAGCAGAUGAGUCUGUUAGCUUUGGAAGUAGCUUUGGAACAUUUGGAGAUAGUGACUUUAUGUCUGAAGUUAUGACUGCUGUAGCUGAGCGUAAAGAUGAAUCUAUUCAAGAGGAUACUUCAACAAAAAAAUCUAAACCUAAAAGAAGUGUUUCGUUCAAAAAUCACACCGCCAAACAAAAAAGUAAAGCUAAACGAAGACUUGCUCCACUUCCAUCUGAUAGCGAAGAAAGUGGUAAUAGUGAUGAUGAAUCUAAUAGCGAUGAAAACAAUAGCGAGGAAGAUAGUAGCGAAGAUUCUAGUUUAAAUAAAAAUGUUAAAUCUAGCCAGACUAUUAACAAACCGGGUAAAGGAAAUAAGAAAAAGACAAGGGUUGUACCACAGCCAUCUGAUAGUAGUGAUGAUAAUGAAGAAUUGAGUGAUAGUGGUAAAAAAAAAAUGAAUACACAACUCCAACAAAAACCUUAUCGGCAAUCGCCUCCCUAUGGACAAUAUGGGCCUGGUUCAAAGCAGCCUCGUGGCGGUAUUAGUUCAACCAACCAAUAUGCAGAUAAAAAUUAUCCACAAAUUCAACAACCUUUACAUCCUCAAGGAAACUUUGAGAACGAUCCAGAAGGAAUAGUUACACCAAGAAGAAAUCCUGUACGUAGUCGUAACAUACUUCCUAGUGGAAAUGUAACUGAUGAACAGUUUCGUGGAAGGUCAAAAGGGAAAAAGCCGAUUACAUCUGAAGAAGCAGAUAGUGAACAAGAGAAUGAUACCAAUGUUAAAGAUACUAUAAAAAGCAACAAAAAGGAAUUUAGCAGUCAACAAGAUGAUUAUCAAUUUGAAAUAGGUGGUUUAGAUAUAGAUAUUAGCGCGUUGAAUUUUGAUACUAUAAAUGAACCUGCAAUUGAAACAAAGGAUAGUAAAAAAGGGAAAAACAUACCUUCUGAUGAUGACGAUGACGAUGAAGUUUUGAACAGGACAACAAAAGUAUUUAAGCCAACAAAGCAAAAAGAUAAAUUAAAGAAUACGACAAGGCAUGUUAAAAGUAAAUCGAGUGAUAGUAGUAGUGAUGAUUCUGAGAAUAACCAGUCAUCAACAUCAGAUGAGCCAUUGGCUGCAUUAGUUGAGGAAGGAAGUGGAUUAAAUACUAAUUUUGUCAGGCCAAAUUUCAAUACUCCGCCCAGGUCGGUAUCUCCAAAUUACCCACCUAGGUCAGUAUCUCCAAAUUACCCACCUAACCAGAGAUGGGGAUCGGGAAGUGAUUAUGUGGAUAACAUGUAUCUAUCAACAGACAACAGGCGGAGUGUAAUGAUGCCACCACAAAUUCGAGGUGGUGAGUAUUAUGAUGAUGAUUAUAUGAAGGUUGGAGGACGACCUAGAUCAAUGAUGAACCCUGGACAAAUGAUGGCUGGUCGAAGGCGUGUAAGUGGUGGGCAAUUAGAUUAUGCACGAGAAUCCAUAUAUUUGGAUGAUGGAUAUGAUGAUCACCCAAAUCAUUAUCGACCAGUGAGCUUGAUAGAUUCUAUAUCGCAAUCUCAGCUUUCAGCUCGUGAACAAGAAAUGCUGGCUAAAGAAAUGGGUACACCUUUAAUUAAUUUACCGGAGAGACAAAAAGACCCACAAACAGGAUUAGUUGGAGCCAUUACUGCAAGAGAAAAUCAAAGAAAAGCUAUGGGACCUUCGAUAUUGGCAAGACAGGCGGAAUUAGAAAGAGAGAGAGCAUUUGAAAGAGAAAGAGAACGCAGAUUAAUGGAACAGCGACAACAAGCUAUGAUGGUUGAAAGAGAAAGAGAUUUCUUGCAUCGACAGUCUCAUUUUGGACCUCCAGGAGAUCCAAGGUCAAGUAGAUUUUUGGGAAGCCAACAAUAUUUGGAUCCCGGACACAGAGGUUCUUAUCACGAAAGUUAUGGACCAUAUAUACAAACAGAAGAUGAUUAUGACGAAGACGAUGAUGUUCCUUUAGCUGCAUCAACAAUACCGCCAGUACAAGCAAGGCAACCUCGAGCUGCUAGGAAUCGGCGUAGAGAUACCGAAUAAAUACUAAAAAUUAUAAUGAUUUAUCAAAGAUUUGGACAUUGUUUGAAAUUCAUUAUGAUUCCCUAUUAUUAUCCGUAAUACAUCCAUAAUUAUUAGAAUUUUCGAUACUUUGUAUAUUAUUUUUAUAUCAGUUUUAGUUUUGGAAUUCUUGUGGAAGAAAAUAUUUUUUUAUUAAUAUUUAUGCAUAAAAU